Coccomyxa subellipsoidea C-169 is the source of this 156-nucleotide messenger RNA. RefSeq lists its product as hypothetical. Lineage: Eukaryota; Viridiplantae; Chlorophyta; Trebouxiophyceae; Coccomyxaceae. The transcript has a single exon. Bases 1 to 156 code for a protein of 51 amino acids. The record is from RefSeq and is a predicted model, not a curated record.
AUGUCAUCGUACACAAAUCCAUGUCAACACAAGAGCAGCAGGCCGACAGACAUAUUCUUGACUUCAUAUCUUGAGCAUGAGCUGUUCAUUCUUGUUUUUCAUUCCAGGCUUGUUUAUUUGCUAGCAUUUGCAGAACAACAGCAGCAUGAAAUAUAA